UGCACAUUUACUAAAAUUUUUGUGUUGGGGCUGUAAUUCCUGCGAUAAUUUGUCUUCAUUAUUUGCUGUUUGUAGGGUCUCUGGACUCAAGUUUUCCUUCAAAAUGUCACAAAAUGAUGCCGAGGUGCAGAAGCAGAUCCAGCAUAUGAUGGCCUUCAUUGACCAGGAGGCCAGAGAAAAGGCUGAUGAAAUUGAUGCAAAGGCAGAAGAAGAAUUCCAGAUUGAGAAAGGGAGGCUGGUUCAGCAGCAGCGACUUAAAAUAAUGGAAUACUAUGAGCGAAAGGAAAAGAAUUUAGAACUGCAAAAAAAAAUCCAACAAUCCAACAUGUUAAAUCAAGCACGUCUUAAAGUACUGAAGUGUCGAGAGGAUCACAUCCUUGCCUUGCUGGAGGAGGCAAGAAUACGUCUUGGAGAGGUGAUCCAAGAUCGUAGCAAAUACGCCAAGAUCUUGUUUGGGCUUCUGAGCCAAGGGUUAUACCAACUCAUGGAGAAGAAAAUUACUGUACGCUGCAAAGAGAAUGACCAACAACUAGUUAAGGAACAAGUACAAGCAGCCGUGGCCGAUUACAAAAAAGCAACAAAGAAAGAAUGCGAGGUCACCCUAGAUAAAGAUAACUUCUUGGGAGAAGACAUUACUGGCGGUAUAGAGAUGUAUGCCUUCAAUAGGAAAAUCAAAGUCACCAAUACACUGGAGAGUCGCUUAGAUUUAAUGAGUCGUCAGAUGCUGCCAGAGAUCAGGAGAAUAAUGUUUGGCGUCAACCCGAACAGAAAGUUCGAAGACUAAAAAGGAGGCAAGCAACUCUACACAAAAAAAGGUUCUUAGCCACAUAAAAGUCUUCUACUGUGUAUAUACUUCACCAACACGUAUAAAUAGAAGACCUUAUUCCAUAUGAAGAAGAAUAUAUUUAAUAUUGUAAAUGUAGGAGUCGUCUGUGUUUGUUGGAAGUAUUACGAAAAAGUUGAUUGGAACAAAUCUUUAGACUUCAUUUUUAUUUUCAAUUUUCAUCUUUGACUUUUCACUAUUUGAAUUUUCAUUUUCUCUUUUCCCAUUUUGUCUCGAAUCAAGCGCUCUAGUUAGGGAAAUUGUUCAUGUGUUUCACAAGUGUUUUCACAUAUGUUUUCACUUCACAUGUGUUUUCACUUGCAGUUUCACAUGAUGAAUGGAGAUGUUUAUUUAAGGUGAAUUUAGAGAUCCUUUUUGUUUGCUUCAGUACUAUUUACUCAACAUAUUUCUUCUUUGGAUUUUUUUUUUGUUGGCUACUUGUUAAGGUGCUGUAUUAACAUUUUCUCUGUCUGUACUCUUCAUAUAGAGAAGUAGUCAAAAUGAUAAGUGGCGGGGGGGGGGGGGAUGAAUUUGGUUGUUGAAACAGGCUUUAAGAUGGAUGUUAUAAAAUUACAGUAUUUUUAAAUUUUAAACUUAAAUAUAAAAGAGCAAUAUUAUUAUGUAUAAAAAACUCAAACUCAACUGUUUGAGUACCUCUUGAAUUCCAUUGAGACUGAGUGUUGUCUCAUUUGAUAGUUCCUCAUUGACAGCAUUUCAACUGGGAGUAUGCCAACAUUAGAGCUACAUAGUUCAGUUGGUAGAGCACCGGUGCAUUAAUCCAGAGGUCACACUCGGGUUCAAGUCCUGCCAUAGUAGAUUUGUCUUUGUUCGACCCAAAAUUAUUUUAAAGCUCACCAGGCCAGUUUCCAUUGUGGUUUAUGACUAAAUAUUUAAACUUAACACUUGGAUGGAAUUUGUGAAUAGUUGAUCAAGCCUGUGGAAUAGUGUCAUGCUCCAGUUAAAUAGUUUCCUUGGUUGUGUUAACAAGGUGUCGGCCAUUAAUGAUAAAUGUUUUUCAAUAAUUUAGAGACCCUUGAUGUGAAUAACUGACUGUCUUGAUGUUGAGUGUUCCAUAGGGCCAUGCUCUACAUGUAGACACAUGUUUUCUAUCCCUGUUGGCAACUAGCCAACCGUCAAUUCUAUGUGUUCUCAUUAGUUGCAUUAUUCGUGUCACAUAUUAAGAAUUAUUUAUUUUGGCUGCCCUUAGUUUGCCAACCACUGAUUGUGAUAGUGAUGUAACAAUAUGUACAUGUUGAUGCAACUGUAAUGGACUACUUUGCAAAUUCAACACUAUAUUUGAGUUUUUGUAAUCGUUGUGGCUACCUGUUUUUGCUUUGCAUUUACGGAUUCCCAUAGUUUGUCAACCUUGGUUGCAAAAGCUCUGGCUGUGACGUGGCAAUAGACUAUACAGUGCCCUCUAUUGGCCAUUGUAUUUUAUCAUCACCACAAUAAGUCUUGGUUGUGCUAUUUUGGGAGUCGGUGUCCCCCUGUUACUGUACUUGAAUUGUAGUGAAAUUCAAACGAAGUCUCAUAACAAAAGGGACAAUAGGUCUAUGGUUGCUAUCACAAAGGAAAACUAGUUGAACAAAGGAAGGUCCGUUAUUGGAGGCCAUUACACACUUAUGGGUGUAGUGCGCUUUUAGGCAAUGCAUUUAUGUUAACACGCUCACCAUAUUAAAAAAAUUAAUUUGACUCCAAGAAUGACGAACUUUGGUCAGUCAAUAGCUUUGUGCGAUGUCUCUGCAAAGUGUCAAUAGACAGUAUGCAAGAAAUAAAAAAACUGUUUAUGUAACCCAAAAAA
This is a messenger RNA of Asterias rubens (European starfish), 2624 nucleotides long. Its product is annotated as V-type proton ATPase subunit E-like. The transcript is spliced from 7 exons. Gene Ontology annotation, molecular function: proton-transporting ATPase activity, rotational mechanism. Gene Ontology annotation, biological process: proton transmembrane transport. The record is from RefSeq and is a predicted model, not a curated record. NCBI's taxonomy places the organism in Eukaryota, Metazoa, Echinodermata, Asteroidea, Forcipulatida, Asteriidae. Gene Ontology annotation, cellular component: proton-transporting two-sector ATPase complex, catalytic domain. The coding region runs from base 104 to 784 and encodes 226 amino acids.